ACAUUGUUAUCAAGUAAUGUACACAUUGAGAAAUCAAGGGAAUACACAUUUUUUCAACCAUGGCUAGGAUUGGGAUUGUUGACCAGCACUGGUAAUCGGUGGCAAUCGCACCGCAAACUCCUGACGCCAUCCUUUCAUUUCCGGAUAUUAGAAAACUUUGUGCCCGUAAUUAACGGACAGCAAAAUGUUAUGAUUGAUAUCAUUGAUAGCAAACUCAGUCAAAACAAUGGUCUCAUCGAUGAUAUCAGACCAAUAAUAACCAAUUGUGCCCUUGAUACUAUUUGUGAGACUGCAAUGGGAAUCGAUAUUAAGGCACAAACAGCUCUGGAUUCACAAUAUGUUAAUUCAUUGCGAGACAUAUUAACACUAUUUCUUAUGCGAUUCAUCUCUCCGUGGCUUUGGCUCGAGUUUAUAUACCGAUUGAGUCCUUCGGGCAAACAGUUUAAGAAAAACGUCAAUGUUUUGCAUGAAUUCACGGAAUCUGUAAUCAAAGAGAGAAAGACUGAGUUUAUGAGGAAAAUGAAUGAAAAGGGAAACAACUCUUUGGAUGAAGUGAUGGAAGAAUUGGGAUCAAAACGAAAGUUGGCUUUUCUCGACUCAUUACUCGUCCAUCACAUCAGAAAUCCCCGCGAAUUUACGGAAAAUGAUAUCCGGGAAGAAGUGGACACUUUCAUGUUUGAAGGACACGACACCACCGCAGCCGCCCUUACGUUUGCACUAAUGCUUAUUGGACUCGACGAUAGAGUACAGGCAAAAAUACACGAAGAAAUGGACGCCAUAUUUCAUGAUGACAUGUGUCGGGACAUAACAACCGAUGAUUUGCGACAAAUGCGGUAUUUAGAGCAGUGUAUUAAAGAGGCGCUCAGACUAUACCCGUCCGUCUCAUACAUCGCUCGAGAAGCCAAUGAAGACUUAACUAUUGGAGAGCAUGUGGUGCCAAAAGGGACGACAUGUAUGGUAUUGUUUUAUAUGCUUCACAGGGAUCCCAAAGUGUUUCCAAACCCCGAAGUGUAUGACCCAAACCGGUUCGUGAGUGACGGCCCGGAUGUGCAGAGCCGACACCCGUACGCAUACGUGCCGUUCAGCGCCGGUCCUCGCAAUUGCAUCGGACAGAAGUUCGCUCUCCUCGAAGAGAAGGCACUGUUGGCCGCAAUACUCCGUCGCUAUCGCAUCCGAUGCCUAAUAGCCCGACACGACCUGAAGCUAGACUACGCUCUGAUACUUAAGCCCAGCUCUAAGAUACCGAUGAAAUUCACAAAACGCUUUUAACGUUAGAUUACAUAAUAUCCUGUUUUUAUUCGUAUAUUAUUUACA
Messenger RNA from Medioppia subpectinata, 1314 nucleotides. Lineage: Eukaryota; Metazoa; Arthropoda; Arachnida; Sarcoptiformes; Oppiidae. The record is from the annotation of a GenBank genome assembly.